Molecule: messenger RNA, 618 nt
Organism: Eufriesea mexicana
Lineage: Eukaryota; Metazoa; Arthropoda; Insecta; Hymenoptera; Apidae
Gene: mRpL43
Product: mitochondrial ribosomal protein L43
Exons: 5
Coding region: 37-618 (193 amino acids)
Biological process (GO): mitochondrial translation
Cellular component (GO): mitochondrial large ribosomal subunit
Molecular function (GO): structural constituent of ribosome
Source: RefSeq, a predicted model, not a curated record
CAAAGCAGUAAACGUAAAACAUUUUUAUCUGUAAGUAUGUCAAACAAACAUUUAUUUCAGAAAUUUGGGUACUUACGUGCUCCUUUUGCACUCGGUAUCGGCCGAUAUGUAUGUCAAUUACAGAGAGUAACUAUAAAAUUUUGUAAACAUCAUGGUGGUAGUCUCGGAGUCAGGAAAUUUUUGGAAAAUGACUUAAUUGAUUAUGCAAAGGAUAAUCCUGGAGUUGUGGUAUAUGUUAAACCAAGAAGACAUAGAUCUCCAGUUAUAAAAGCAGAGUAUCUGAAUGGAGAAACACAUUGGAUAUGUGUUGCUCAAUAUAGUAGAGAGGAUGUUAUACAGUGGAUGGAAUUAUUAAAGACACAAUAUCAUAAUGGUCCAGAUUACAGAUUAAUGAAAUUAUGGCAUACAGAUUUUCCUUCUAUUCAAGGGCCUUGGACACCUUUUACUUUUAAGGACCCAUCUUUGAAUCAAGUCGAAUUCCCAGAUAAAAAAGUUGGUAAAUAUAUUGAAGUGAAACCAACAGCAACAGAAGAAUUGAUUAGAUUAUUUCAUGAACAACAGGAAGCUGAAAAAUUGAAUGAAGAAAAUAAAAAUCAAAGGCAAUUACAUUGCUACUAA